AUGAACGAAGACAACAUUAAGAAGAGGUUAUUAAAAUGGAAUCAGCAGGAGACAGACUUGAUCAUUCCUUUGGUAUUGGACAUUGGGAUUUAUGAUCAUAUCACGUUAGACAAUAUUUCAUACGUUCUGGUCUCUGUGAAGAAUUAUCAAAAAAGCACAGAUACUAAUUACUUCAACAAUGUAAUAAGCAUGAAUUCACUAUUAAAUGUUGAAAUAGAACAAUUACCCACCUUGCUGUUCCUAUUAUUAUACAUGCAAUUUAGUGCUAACGUGUCAGGUGUAGAUAAAGAAUAUCACUUUCCGCAAGUUGGUAUAAUUGCUCAAACCACAAAGUUAAAGAUAAAAAAGAUUCAACAGCGUGAAAGUAGCAAGCAAAUGCAACUAUUGGUGUAUGCGUCAGAGGAAUCUGCUAUAAGUUCACAAUCGCAGUCAACUCUUAGGGUGGAAACUAAUGUUCAUUAUGGAACUGCAAAAAGCAGAAGUUCUUUAAUACUAGCAUCUUUUAAUUCAAUAGAGCAAAAACUUAUUUCUAAUUUGAAAUUAAAAUUGUGCGAAUCAUUGAAGAAGGCAGAAGAUGCUCUUGAAGUAGUUAGACAAUGGAGAGUAAGGCAAAGCAAAGAAAAAGAUGACAACUUAGAAAAAGCUUUGAAAAAAAUAGAGAUACUAGAAAAUGUUGUGACAUAG
This is a messenger RNA of Funneliformis caledonium, 684 nucleotides long. Lineage: Eukaryota; Fungi; Glomeromycota; Glomeromycetes; Glomerales; Glomeraceae. The record is from the annotation of a GenBank genome assembly.